This is a messenger RNA of Malus domestica (apple), 1172 nucleotides long. RefSeq names its product 29 kDa ribonucleoprotein A, chloroplastic. Gene Ontology annotation, cellular component: chloroplast thylakoid membrane. NCBI's taxonomy places the organism in Eukaryota, Viridiplantae, Streptophyta, Magnoliopsida, Rosales, Rosaceae. The record is from RefSeq and is a predicted model, not a curated record. Gene Ontology annotation, molecular function: mRNA binding. Gene Ontology annotation, biological process: chloroplast rRNA processing.
UCUCUCUAAAAUCUUCUUCUCUUCUUUGCAACCUUAUCUGUAAAGAGGCAAAACCAGAAGCAGAGCAAAAUCACCAUGACUGCCUCCACAGCUACCCUCGCUCUUCCUUCUCUUUCGCCCAAAACCCUAGCCCUCUACACCCCCAAAGCCGCCUCAAUCUCGCUCUACUCCGCCCUAGCGCUCGGCUGUAAACCCAUUUCAAUUUCGGCCUCGUUUCUCAACUCCGGGAAGGGGUUUCAAAGCGUUUCGUCUCGGUUCGUCCGAAACGUCGCCGUCUCAUCCGAGUUCGAGCAGGAUGAGGAGGUCCUCAGCGACGACGGAGAGGCCUCCCCUGAACCCAAACUCUUCGUGGGUAACCUUCCCUUCAGCGUCGAUAGCGCUCAGCUCGCUGGAAUCUUCGAAAGCGCUGGAAAUGUCGAGAUGGUCGAGGUGAUAUAUGACAAGACGACCGGAAGAAGCAGAGGAUUUGGAUUUGUGACUAUGUCCAAUGUUCAAGAAGCUGAAUCUGCUGCUCGCCAGCUAAAUGGCUAUGAACUUGACGGCAGGGCAUUGAGGGUAAACUAUGGACCUCCUCCCCCUCGGACUGAGGAUUCCUCUUUCAGAGGUGCCAGAGGUCCCAGAGGUGGUGGUGGUUAUGACUCUAACAACCGCCUUUACGUGGGUAACCUUGCAUGGGGUGUUGACAAUUUGGCUCUUGAGAACUUGUUUAGUGAGCAAGGAAAGGUUUUGGAAGCCAAGGUAGUUUUUGACAGGGACAGUGGCAGAUCGAGGGGUUUCGGUUUUGUAACUUAUGAUACUGCUGAUGAAAUGAACAGUGCCAUUGAAUCAUUGGAUGGAGUUGACUUAAAUGGAAGAUCUAUCCGAGUGUCUGCGGCAGAACCUAGGCCGAGGCGUCAGUUUUAAAUGUAAACUUUGCAGAGUCAUUGGCCAUCAGAAUACUUGAUUUUUAGGAGCGGUUAGUGACAAGAUCAUGCUGCCUUGCGCCAUGGUUGGCUUUGUGAGCGGUAGUGGUGGUUUUUUUACAUCUGCCUGUAGAUGGACAAGAGCAGAGAAGACUGUUUUGAGAGUUGUAAGAUUUAUAUUCCGAGUGACUUGGCCCAGUUAAAGAACUGAUUGUGAUCAACUUGUUUUGACAGUUUAUAGAUUUGGUACAUCAAAAUCAUUACUGCAUA